AUGAGAGUGGGAUCGGCAAUCGCGUUGUGUUUCCUCGGCAUUGUAUGUCUGUCACAAUGUGCGCCUCCGACUUGUUACUCCAGGGCGCUGAGCCUGAGUAAAGAAGUGAUGACCCUGCUGGAUAAGAUCCACACUUACCAUCGCACGAAAACGUGUGCUGAGGUCCUGCCGGUCAUUUUCCUUGAUGUUCAUAACUCCUGCAUAACAACCAAACUUCGUGACUUCCUCUACGUGCUCGUCAACCAUCCUAGCCAGUACUGUAGAGAGCGACCCAGGAUUGUGCUGCUGAAAACAAAAAUCCAGAACUUGUACGCCAUCAUCACAAGAAUUUGCUAUCGAGACUUGGUGUUUUUCACAGACGACUGCGAGGCCAUCGACACUGGACACAGCAGGCCUCACUAUGCAGAGGACCGACUUCAACUCCUGCAGGAGGAGAGAUAA
Molecule: messenger RNA, 441 nt
Organism: Nerophis lumbriciformis (worm pipefish)
Lineage: Eukaryota; Metazoa; Chordata; Actinopteri; Syngnathiformes; Syngnathidae
Source: RefSeq, a predicted model, not a curated record